CAUAGUCCUAGCCUCUGUACAUUGCAGAAGGCCUUUCUCCAGUGGCUCUUCUUCCAGCGUACCAGAGGAAAUGUGCAGACUCACUGUGGCAAGAAGCCAGAGCCUAGACAUGGAAGGGUGAAGGUCUGCCACUGGGCAGGCUCCAUGGGUGGAUGGGUGGAGCCUCACAGUCUGAGGUCUAAAAUCCCCACCUGACUUGAUCCACACAGACACCCAUUUGAAAACUACCUAAGGAUCAUAAGGUAUGCCUUACAAACAGUGUUGCUAUUGUGUUCUAAGUCUUAUCAAAAAUAUCCCCUUCUGCUUUUUUUCUUCCAAUUGUUUUAACUUCUCUUUCUUUUAUGUAAAAAUAGACUUUUCAUUUUCCUUCUACUAUGUUUUUUCUACUGCCUUCUCUCUGUUUCUCUCUCUGACACAUACACACCCAGUGUUUCUAAUUGCUUCCUUAUACUUCAGCUUGAACGUGUCCAUUUAAAGAUUCAUGUUUUACCUAAUUGUUUCCAAUUUUUUUCAGAAAAAGUUUUCCAGAGUUCUCAAGGGAUCCUUACCUAAUCAUACAAGUUUGUAGUAUGUAUAACUUUUCUUUACAAAUUAUUAUCUUUCACUUUAAGAUGUAGGAUUAUCCUUAUGUAGCUGUUUUGAACUCAAAUCAAUUAAUGUAUAAAUCUCUUCAACUAAAAGCCAGGUCAAUGAAAGUCUUUAAUUUAUGUCCCCUUAAGAAGUGUUUUUCAUCCACAUGUUUUUCUUCAAUAUCACAAAGUUAUGUGCCUGUGAAUGAUUGUAUUUUUAUGAUUCUAUUUUUUUGUUGCUAAUAUUGUUACAUUAGCUUGGUCUAUAAUUGUGUAUAUAAUGAAUGCAGCUUUGAAUAUAGAAACAAAUAUCUUAAUGACUACAAAUUAAUUCAAUUUCUGAUAUUGCAUAAGAGGCACACUACAAAAAUAAAUCACCCUUCCCUACUGUAGGGCACCUUUUCAGUUUGUGGUCAUGUGUACCUGAAUUUAAAUACCCUUGAAAAUACAAGAGAAAUGACCUUGUAUAAAACAGAAGUUUAAAAGUUAACAUGGUAAAUUUCAUUCACUCCAUGCAUUCAUUCAUCCAAACAGAGUGUAGCCCUGCUACAGACUGCAGACUUAAAAAACAUAGGGAGCAAGUGUGUAUAUGUGUGUCUAAAUUUUGUAUAAUAUUUUCAUAAAAAUAAAAGAUAUACAUUAUAUAAAAAAUAUAAAUUAUAUAAAUAUAUGUCACAUAUAUAAUAUAUAUAUUAUGCAUAUACAUAUGUAUGUAGCAUGGAAAACAUGGCCCUUACCUUCUGGGAGCAUAUAUUCUUUCGGGAAGUUUAUUAUCCAUUUACUUUUCUUUUAAAAUUGUUUUUCAUGUAUGCAUUUAGCCAUUGUGAUUUGUAGAUGCUUACUUAAAACUUUCAAUUCCUUCUCAAGAAUCUUUGGCAAAAAAGGUACUUGAUGUUUUUAUAUCUUAUCACAUCUUCAUGGUUCUGAGGCAAAACACAUCCUUUUUAUAACCCAUUUUAUUUAUGUUGUAUAUAUCUAAAUGAUUUCAGAAGGAUUUGAAAAGCCACAAAAGCCACAAAGGCAAAGCUUGUAGUUCUUCUAGUCAUUAAAAAAUACCAGGAGUCUUUUCUGUGAAUUGAACUUUACACCCAUAAAGUUCCACAGUUUAGUGUCACUAGCUGGCUUGUCACUCACAUAAUAAACCACAUGGCUGAUUACAGUGUUGUAGAUAAGCAUAAUAGACUUUGCUCAGUACUAAUGACUAGCGAGGAAGCAGGGCAACUUCAAUCUUGGUAGGUUUCCUUCACUCCAAAGCAGAAUGCAACACAAAUGAUCCUAGAAAAGCAGACACAGAGGUGAGGUCCAAGUGAGAAUGCAUUUUCUGAAAAAUCAGGGAAGUUCAUUCUUUAAAAUGUAACAAAUUAAUUUUAUGCUACAGCUGCACCAUUUUGGUAACUACAUUUUAAUGCCCUUAUUUCUAAGAAAUCAAACAUACACUUAAAUUGGCAAUCAAGGCAAUAAAUCUUAAAUUGAAAAUUAAAUUUUCUGCUUAUUUGCUGUUAGAUUUUGCAUAGUUAUUUUGAAUAAGUCAAUUCAUUUUCCUUUCUCCAGGCAUUAUGAAAAACCUGUGUUUCAGAGUCAUUACAGUGGUUAUAGGUCUUUAUUUUACUGGAACAGUGACAAACCCAUCAAGACAAACCAGUAUUUUAUUCAAUUCUCACUGCCAGUGGAAUGGAUAUCUUCUGACAAUUUGUUCUUUUACUGGAAAAUAUGAUCCACCUGUGGACAUAUCACAGACAGCAGCCAGAGUCGAUGUAAGCUCCAGUUUCUUUAGGGUUCUUUUACAGUGUCACACAAAAAAAGGAGAAUGGAAUAUAAAACAUCUGGACCUCAGUAACAAUCUCAUACCAAAAGUAACCUUAAGCACUCUCGAAUAUUUACACGCUUUGGAAAUAUUAAACCUCAGCAACAAUGCCAUUCAUUACAUCUCAUUGGAUCUACUCAGUCCUAAAUCCUCAUGGGUGAGACACCAUAGGAUCCACUUGAGAAAUGGGCUUCUAUUUCUGAAGUCACUAAUUCUUCAAAGAAAAAAACUCAGUGAUAUUUCCAAGGGACUGUGGAAACUGAAGUCAUUGGAUCUGUCAUUCAAUGGGAUAUCACAAAUUGGUUUGUCUGAUUUUCAAAACUGCCUGCAACUGGAGAACCUCUAUUUAAAGAGCAACAAGAUAUUUAAAAUUCACCCAGAAGCCUUCAAGGACCUCAAAAAAUCACAGGUCAUUGAUCUCAGAAACAAUGUUCUGACCACCAUCCUACCAAUGAUGAUCAUUGCUUUAGAACUUCCCCAUCUGGAGGCUAACUUGGCUGAUAAACAAUGGCAGUGUGACUGUAGCAUGGCAGUCUUCCAGGAUUUCAUAUCUGAGUCCUGGAGGGAAAAAUGGCAUCUAAUCUGUAACAAGUCUAUAGGGAAUAAGGAGGCAUACUGGUGGAUUCCCAAAAGCAGAAUUUCCAGGGAGACCCACCAUCCUCACAUUAGCAGGAAUUAUAUGAAAAGCCUUAGAACAAGCAAAGCCCAGAGGCCCCAGGAAAGACUGUUUGUGUGCCUUUCCACUCCAGGGAAGAAAAAACAUGCUGGCUUUGAUACCACUGAGAAGCAGAGACGGCCGCGAAGAUGGGUUAAGAGCUCCAAGGAUGUGCAAACUAGUGGCGGAAAGGAAGACACCUCCCAGGACUUCACCCUGGCAGUCUGCCUGGCGGUGUUCAUCACGUUCUUUGUGGCUUUUGGCCUGGGGGCUUUUACAAGGCCUCAUGUUGACAGACUGUGGCAACAGAGAUGCCGGAACCGAAGCCCUGGUUCAGACAGUGUGUAUUCGAACGAGGGCUUCUAUGCUGACGUGGAGGCUGCAGGAAGCCCACAACACGGAAGGACAGGCCUGCCCCAGGCUUUCCAGGAUCUCAACUCCUAUGAGAACCAUGACCUUUUUGUGGUGAGGCAGUGCAGCCCACACGCUGCUGUCGUUCCUGAUGGGACGCAGCGGGAGAGCAGGAAGGAGCCUGGCAGCCCGCAUUCUGUUCUCCGAGGACAGACGAACACCAGUAAUAACACACUAAUUAAAGCAGGACAGGACCAUGUCUACAGGAAUGACCAUCUUGGAGAAAUAAAUUAUAAAACUGUGGUCCAGGAAGAUUCUCUCAGUGAGCAAAUGGAUGUCCCCACACUAACUGGCAGGUUACAAACUGUCUCUGUCUCAAUCCAUGAUAAUUCACAUGAAUUAAACCCACCACCCUCAAGACAAAUGGCAGCUUCUUUCUCUAAAAUGCGAACACAUAUAAAAACACAGAGGACUGGAGAGAGUCAAGGAAGAGAGUGCACUGAACAGUUACCUUCAGAGUUUGCGAAGGAAAUGCAAGUGAGUGCUUACAUUAAUUCUUGGAAUACACAGCAACAGAAGCUCAAGGGGGCCAGUGUUAAGGAAGAGCUUUCUGCCUGCUCCACAAUGGUCAUGCUCAGUGACCCAGGUGAUAUGGACCGAUCCCCACAGGUCUUUCCUCCAGGAUGGGGCCAUGGCCUGCAUGUCACUCCUGAUAUGCAGCCAGUGCAUAUACCUGUUCCUUCUGUCACUCAGUAUAAGCUGGAUCCCAACUACGAUUCUGAUGAAGGGUCUUUAUUCACUCUUAGUUCUGUGAGUUCAGAGGAUGCAAGAAAUGAGACUGAAGAAGAGGCACUUGGCAAGGGGAGCUGUACAGCCAGCAAACCCCUGGAGGAUGAGGACAUAGGGGUGAGGAAGGACAAUGUCACCUCAUUAGAGAGUCUUGAGGACAAUAUCACCUUCCUGAGGAUAUUGGGGAAAUGUGAGAAUCAGGAGGAUCAUUUUGAAAAACCUCUCAUUCCUGGUCCAGAGCCUGGUUUGUGUGAGACUCAUAUGCAGAGUGCCUCUAACACCAAGAAAAUCGAGGAUCCAUUGAGCUUGCCUGGAUCACUGGACAGCAGUCUUUUUAGUGAUGAGAUCCCAGGCAUGGUCACUCAUGAUCACGUCACAGCUCCUCAGUCUGAGACAGCAGAGUGGCACUGCUCACUUAGAGACUUAGAAUUUUCAAAUGUGGAUAUUUUACUGCAAACACCACCAGAUUCUGCUGAAGUUCCCUCAGACCCUAGUAAGAGUGUCUGUCAUGAAAGAGACUCAGGCAUUUAUAAAUAUGAACCUUGCAUUCAGGCAACAGACACAGCUCAAAAUGGUAUUCCUUUCAAGAUCACUACAGGGAAAAACACAACACACCCAGAACAAGAUUCUGAAGGGGGCAGCAUGAAUUCCAACCUGCUGGACACUGAUGCAAAUGAAGGGCUUGUAUAUCCUCGUGAGGACUGUGAUUCCAGAAAGGCUAUAAGCCAAACACAAUUGUUACAGCCCUGUGGUCAUGAACCAGCUCUUCAGUGUGAAAGAGGAGGGGGUGAAUGUUUUGAAGAUGGUCCCAAGAGCCUGCGACCAUUAUUACAAGACACCCUGGAGGAUGAGGACAUAGGGGUGAGGAAGGACAAUGUCACCUCAUUAGAGAGUCUUGAGGACAAUAUCACCUUCCUGAAGAUUCUGGGGAAAUGUGAGAAUCAGGAGGAUCAUUUUGAAAAACCUCUCAUUCCUGGUCCAGAGCCUGGUUUGUGUGAGACUCAUCUGCAGAGUGCCUCUAACACCAAGAAAAUCAAGGAUCCAUUGAGCUUGCCUGGAUCACUGGACAGCAGUCCUUUCAGUGAUGAGAUCCCAGGCACGGUCACUCAUGAACACAUUGCAGCUCCUCAGUCUGAGACAGCAGAGUGGCACUGCUCACUUAGAGACUUAGAAUUUUCAAAUGUGAAUAUUUAAGCACAAACACCACCACAUUCUGCUGAAGUUCCCUCAGACCCUCGUAAGAGUGUCUGUCAUGAAAGAGACUCAUUUAUAAAUAUGAACCCUUGUAUUCAGGGAAUAGAUACAGCUCAAAAUUAUAUUCCUUUUAAGAUCACUACAGAGGAAAACACAACACACCCAGAACAAGAUUCUGAAGGGGGCAACAUGAAUUCCAACCUCUGGACACUGAUGCAAAUGAAGGGCUUGUAUAUCCUCAUGAGGACUGUGAUUCCUGAAAGGCUAUAAGCCAAACAAUUGUGACAGCCCUGUGGUCAUGAAGCAGCUCUUCAGUGUGAAAGAGGAGGGGGUAAAUGUUUUGAAGAUGGUCCCAAGAGCCUGCUACAUUAUUAUAAGAUCUUCCAAAUAAAACCAGUUCACUAGGAACACAGGAGCUCUUCAUUGAUAGAGAUCAGGGUAAACAUUCAGAGGAGAAUCUGUUGCAGUUCAGAAAAGAUGAUUCUAACUUUUAUACAUAAAUGGAGACCCAGAGCAACUUGAUAGGAACUGGCUCUAUGACAAAGACAAGGACAUUCAAUUUGAAAAUCAAAGCAAAAUUCAAGUUAACAUUUUCCAUACAGACUGAAGCACUUAGAUGGAAUUGCUGAUCAGACUUUAAUUAAUUCUGCACAAAGAACUUCUUGGAAAUUGUUCCCAAAACUACAAAAAUGGAAGGAUUCAGAGAAAUUCUAAAUAUUUUUUUAAUAAGCUGUGUUAAAAGAGGG
This is a messenger RNA of Manis pentadactyla (Chinese pangolin), 6108 nucleotides long. It is a transcript of the gene LRRC66, whose product is annotated as leucine rich repeat containing 66. The transcript has 4 exons. NCBI's taxonomy places the organism in Eukaryota, Metazoa, Chordata, Mammalia, Pholidota, Manidae. Bases 2126 to 5362 code for a protein of 1078 amino acids. Gene Ontology annotation, molecular function: protein binding. The record is from RefSeq and is a predicted model, not a curated record.